Bombyx mandarina (wild silkworm) is the source of this 3637-nucleotide messenger RNA. Its product is annotated as integrin alpha-PS3. The record is from RefSeq and is a predicted model, not a curated record. NCBI's taxonomy places the organism in Eukaryota, Metazoa, Arthropoda, Insecta, Lepidoptera, Bombycidae. Gene Ontology annotation, molecular function: integrin binding. Gene Ontology annotation, biological process: integrin-mediated signaling pathway; cell adhesion mediated by integrin; cell-cell adhesion. Gene Ontology annotation, cellular component: external side of plasma membrane; integrin complex.
UGUACGUCGCGUCAUUGUUCCAAUAAAAAAAUACAAUAACUUGCGUAAAUAGUUUGUUAAUUAUAUUUUAAAAAAAUGUAUAGAUCAAUUAUCUAUUUAAGCGUUUUACUGUGUUGUGAAUUUGUAUCCGGUAUUGACGUAUUCCACGAGGGAUCAAAAAUAACGUUUCACCCCAACGAUGGAGGGUCAGGUUAUUUUGGUUACAGCGUCUCUCUGAGCUCCUACGGUCUCGUAGUUGGUGCGCCAAAAGCUGUGGCCAAAAUGCCCUCCUCCGUUUCAUCAGGUUUGGUCUACAACUGUCCUCUAAAGGACACGAUGGAUGCUAGCAACGUUACUUGCAAUGUAAUUAGUCUGGGUAGCUCGCGAUAUCUGGGUUACGUGUCGUUUUUAGACGAAAUGAUCAAGGAUGACAUGUGGUUCGGUGCAACCAUAGCCCCCAUGUCGAAGAACAAACUAUUGAUCUGCGCUCCUCGUUGGCUGGUCACGUACAAACGCAAGCAUUACUUGGCGAACGGAGUGUGUUUUUUGCACAAAAACGAACGAGACUGGAUAUUGUAUCCAUUGAGGGACAUGGAUCGCCAGGCUUUCGUGGUAAACGGUGACAGGAUUGAAUACGGGGAAUACGGUGUCCAUGUCAACUUCUACGCUUACGGUCAAGCGGGAAUGUCGACCAAAGUGACCGAAGACAAUUACGUGAUCGUCGGAGCCCCUGGUCUACUGCAAUGGACUGGCGGUAUCGUGAGUUUCAAAUACAGCCAGGACGAGGAGAGCUCGUAUAUCAGCAAACAGACAACUUCGAAUCCUUACUACACCCGGGAUCUUGAACCUUAUAGCUAUUUCGGUUACAGUGUAGAGUCUGGCAUAUUCGAACCAAACGGGAGCGUAUUGUAUGUAAGCGGAGGUCCGCGUGCACAUAUGGGAUAUGGAGAGGUUUUAGUCUUCAAACCAGUUCAAAGAGAGAAGGAUCCCUUGAAUAUCUUGGCGAAAUUGGUAGGACCGCAUCUCGGAGCUUAUUUUGGAGCUAGUCUUUGCUGUACAGACAUUGAUGGUGACGGCCGAUCAGAUCUGCUGGUUGGAGCACCAACGUAUGUGAAGAAAGAUGGUGGACUGCCUUUUGAUCAAGGCGCCGUAUUCGUUUACAUGACUCGAGAGAAGGAUUCGAGCUUUGUUUUAGAAGAAGCGGGUAUGGUCCUCGGCUCUGGUGCGAGCGGAGCUCAUUUUGGGAUAGCUAUUGCUGAUUUGGGUGAUAUUGAUGGGGAUGGCUAUAAAGAUAUUGCCAUAGGCGCACCCUGGGAGGAUGAAGGAACUGGCGCUGUCUACAUUUACAAAGGACAUAAGAAAGGUUUGAGAAGUAAUCACAUUCAGAGGAUAUCACCGGAAGGCGCAAGAAGCUUUGGAAUGUCAAUAUCUAAAGGAUACGACGUGGAUAACAAUAACUGUAGUGAUCUAGCCGUGGGUGCUCAUGAAAGUGCUGAAGUUUACCUCUUCAGAUGCAUUCCAUCCAUGGACGUUCACGCUCAGAUCGAAGUUCCAGAUGCCAUCAAUUUACCACAGAACACAACCGAAUUCACAGCGCUUGCCUGUAUUGAGAUACCCGAUAAGCCUUUGUGGCGACACGNCGAUUGCAGAACUACGAACUCGAAUUACGCUUUACUGAAUCAAGGUCGCGAUGCCAGCGACAGAGCGUCCGGAAUGCAAAACAAAGUCGCGAUCAAAGCGACAACGACGAUGUCGUGCACUAAACACACAAUCGCGACAGCACCUACUGCCGAUCUGUCAACACCGAUAUACCUGAAACACGAAUUAGUUCUAGAAGAACGCCUGAAGAAAGACUCAAGAGAAUUUUUAUAUGACGCUGCGAGAUUAUCUGAAGAGUCGACUCUCCGCGCCACAUUCUUAUUGCAAAUUUUAAGGGACUGUGGUAACGAUCUCAUCUGCUUACCAUGGCUGAAGAUGACUCUGGAACCGCUGACAAGUCCAUAUGUUCCAGGUACAGACGACAAAUUAGGAUUUAAAUUGAAGAUAUUGAACACCGAAGAACCAGCUUACGGUGCUAAAGUCAACAUUACUCUUCCGUCUGCCCCUAAGAGAGUUCCAAGCGAAUGUUCAUUAGAAGAUUUAAUCAUGAACUGUGAUGUGCCAGCCCCUUUAUUGAGGAACGAAGAAAUAGUUUGGGAGGUUGAACUGGAAUACACUGAGGAAGCUGAUAAGUUUAUUGUUGAAGCUGAAUUGGCAGAUUUAUUGUAUAGGACCAUUACUGAUGAUGCAAGCAAAGAAUUGACAAUCGAUGUAAAUCCUGUGGCUAAUUUCAGUAUUAGCGGUAAUCAAUUACCAAAUAUUACCAUUCAUGUCUCGAGAGAUAAGUUGAAUGACGGCGAGAUGAUAUUAUUUACGCAUUUUUAUAAGAUCACGAACUACGGUCCCUCAAAUUGGCAUGUUUUGGAUGCUGACAUCAUCAUACCAGAAAAGAUUGAGCUGAUUGAUUCGCUGAAGGGCUGCCACAGCAUCAAAUCACACGUGGAAUGCGGAUGGUCUGUACCAGCUAUGGUAUCCAUGCCGGUGAUUCUGAAUUUACGGUUCAACUUGUCUAAGCACGGAGAUUUUCUACAAUCCAACAAUAAUUUCAACGUCACCACUGCAAUCGUGCUGCGCUUGAAGGAUCUAAAUAAAUCGUUUGAAAUCACAACUACGUUGAUUCUGGAGCCGGUUCCGCCGAUCUGGCCACAAAUAGUUGGCUCGGUGGUCGGCUUCAUUGUUCUUGCCGCAAUUGUUUUCGGAUUAUACAAAGCUGGUUUCUUCUCGAGGAAACAAAGGGAUCAACUGAAACUGCUUCAAGACGAAACACAAAGCGGCCAAGAGACGCUUGAACAUGUCAAUGACGAGAUCAAACAAUCAACGUCAGAUUUACUGGAAGAUACAUAAAGUCUAGGAAUUAAUGUUAGAAGCGCAUUAAGAUAGACCAGUAGUAGAGGAUAUUGCGGACUUAGAUACGGAUACUGGUUAUCUAUUUCUAAGGUAAAAUAGUCGUGCAUCUCAGCUUGAAGGUCCCCAAGUUAUCUUUCGAAGUUUUCCCCGUAACUCCUACGACCAUUUUCUACUAGCAGGCUGUUUUGUAAUUUUGUCUAGUUAGAAGCUAUUGUAUUGCCUAUUUUAGGAGCGAAGCUAUCAUUCCAGUUUAAUAAUUUCCAGUUUAAACAGGAAAUAUUUAUUAUUAUGAUUCCGUUUCAAUAUUGAAAUCACUAGAGCUUCGGUGUUAAUAAAUUCUUAACAAUUAAUAUUUCUCGUUAACGAUAUUCUGUUGGAUAUCUUUGAUUGUUCGCAACACCGUUUCCAAAAUCAAAAUUUGUAGAACCGUUAAAAAAAAACAAAGAUUUCUCUGAAAAUUUUAUCGAAUGUUGUAGCCUGAAAAUUCUCGUAUUAGCUGUCAUGACUUCACAUUGUCGAAUGUUUGGAUAUAAUAUGUUGAAGUGAUAUAUGUAAAUAUAAUAUUAAGUUCUCUUUCAGCAAAUUUUCUUUAUCCUCUCUCUCUUUAUAUUUUGUAUGUGUAUUUCGUUUGAUAAAACGCCAGUAUUUUAGUUAACUUGAAAAUAAAACGAUUAGUUUUAUAGUCUUUAGUUUCCGAUUAACGUAGUAUCGC